AUGCAUAGGCACGGCACACGCGCAGAGUGGUUCUUCAAGAAAAACGUCAAGUGCGGUGAUAAGCCAUGCGCGGCUUGCCGCUCUAACAACGCCAAGCGUAUUUGGCGCGACGAUUCGGUCGCCUCGGCUUCUUCGUCCAGCACUCUGAGCUCGCCCUCGCGUUCGCGCACGUCAUCUCUGCCGCUUGUCCUCGCCGCCGACACCGUGGCCUCUGACUUCUCAUCUGCCUUAAACCCGGCCGAGGAAUCCAAUACCAGCGUCAGCCCGAAUCCGCCGCCUACGGCCCACGGAGUCGAGGCAAGCACGUCCAACUUUCUCCCUUCCUUGGCCGCUUCAUCGCCCACAGAUCCCUCCACCCGCAAAGAUGGCAGUGCCAUGAGGCCCAAGUAUCUGGAGAUCAACGAGAAGGCGACGUUCUUGACCAUAUAG
This is a messenger RNA of Thermothelomyces thermophilus ATCC 42464, 429 nucleotides long. RefSeq lists its product as uncharacterized. Bases 1 to 429 code for a protein of 142 amino acids. The record is from RefSeq and is a predicted model, not a curated record. The transcript is spliced from 4 exons. Lineage: Eukaryota; Fungi; Ascomycota; Sordariomycetes; Sordariales; Chaetomiaceae.